AGUAGACACCUAAACUUUGCCACAUAGCCAAUAACGGAUCGGAUCGCCUUCGUACUUUUCCUACUUGCUAUCUCCAGCGCUAGGCUAUCAGCUAGCACUAGCAGCGCCGUCACUGUUCGAAGAGAUCAGCGCAGCGAACUCGCAGCCGAGAGAUCGAUCGAGGCCGGCCGGGGCCGAGAUGGGCAGCGUCGGCGUCGGUUGCGGCUCGCCGGACGAGGAGCAGCAGACCGAGGGCAGUGGCCCUCUGCCGCCGCCGGCUGUCUGCGUCACGGGGUCCACCGGCUACGUCGGCUCCUGGCUCGUCCGCACGCUGCUGCGGCGAGGCUACCGCGUCCACGCCACCGCCAGGGACACAGGCAAGGCCUUGCAGGUGCUCGCCGUCGUGGAAGAAGGGAGGGACCGGCUCAGGGUGUUCAGGGCCGACAUGGGCGAGGAAGGGAGCUUCGACGCCGCCGUCACGGGAUGCGUGGCGCUCUUCCACGUCGCGGCCUCCAUGGACCUCCACGUAUCACCCGCCCAUCAGGACAACCUCGAGGAGCACGUGAGGUCAAGCAUGCUGGAGCCGGCCACGAGGGGAACCAUCAACGUGCUGCGGUCCUGCGUCCGCGCCGGGACCGUGCGCCGGGUCGUCUUCACGUCCUCCGUCAGCACGUUGACGGCGGUGGACGCGGUGGGGCGGCGGAAGGCCGUGCUCGACGAGUCUUGCCUCAGAGCCCUCGACGACGUGUGGCGCACCAAGCCCGUCGGCUGGGUCUACAUCCUGUCCAAGCGGCUGACUGAGGAGGCGGCGUUCAGGUUCGCACGGGAGAACGGCGUCCACCUCGUGUCCCUCGUUCUGCCAACCGUCGCCGGGCCGUUCCUCACGACAAGCGUCCCUACGAGCAUCCAGCUCCUGCUGUCACCCAUCACAGGUGACCCGAAGCUCUACUCGGUGCUGGCCUCAGUGCACGCCAGGUUCGGGUGCGUCCCGCUGGCGCACGUCCAGGACGUGUGUGACGCGCACGUCUUACUGAUGGAGGCGCCGCGCGCCGAGGGGCGGUACCUGUGCGCCGCGGGCGGGUACGCGGCGGCGCAGCUCGCGCGGCUCCUCGCUUCGCGCUACCUUCCGGCCGGUGACAGGCUGAGCAAAGAUUUCGACGACGUCUCCUGCUCGCCGCCGGUGGUUUCGUCCAGGAGGCUGUUGGAUCUGGGGUUCAGGUUCCGGCACGACGUCGAGGACGUGGUGAAAGACAGUGUUGCGCAGUGUCUUGCCCAUGGGUUCCUGGAGCAUCCUGAGACCUGAAUGCGGCAGAGCUGCAAUUCCUAGUUGGUUUCAGGCGUUCAGCAAAUCAGCGGCGAUCUGAAGGAGAAGGAUGAAUGCAUGGUUGGGCUGGGGCCUGGGCCCUUAGGCUAUCCACAUGUUACUCUAUAUUUACUCUACAGACUAUACCACUAUUCCUAGCUUAAUCACCAAAAUUCCUUACUCUAAAUUACUCACCAAAAUUUGUAGCCUCAUAUACCUCUAUAUAUCAACUACUACUACAUAGUCUAUUUUAUUCUAUUUCAUUCUAACUACUUUUUUCUCUAUAUAAUACAAGAUUUUGA
Messenger RNA from Zea mays, 1584 nucleotides. Its product is annotated as dihydroflavonol-4-reductase. Gene Ontology annotation, molecular function: oxidoreductase activity, acting on the CH-OH group of donors, NAD or NADP as acceptor. The record is from RefSeq and is marked provisional. The coding region runs from base 179 to 1282 and encodes 367 amino acids. NCBI's taxonomy places the organism in Eukaryota, Viridiplantae, Streptophyta, Magnoliopsida, Poales, Poaceae. The transcript is spliced from 6 exons.